Molecule: messenger RNA, 628 nt
Organism: Rhopalosiphum maidis (corn leaf aphid)
Lineage: Eukaryota; Metazoa; Arthropoda; Insecta; Hemiptera; Aphididae
Exons: 3
Coding region: 200-628 (142 amino acids)
Source: RefSeq, a predicted model, not a curated record
ACUAUUUAAUAACAGCAACCAUUCAGAUCAUAUUAAUGCAGUAGAAGACGAUUUAGUCAGUGUUGGAGAUCUUGAAAAUGAAGUAAACUUGGAGACUGAAAAUGAUUUAAGAAAUACUAAAGACAUAGAUAAAAGGAUUGAAAAAAUUAAAGACCAACGACAAAAAUCGGUUAUCUGUCUUGAAAAACAAGCGUCAAAAAUGUUGAGAUUGACUAACGAAAAAUUUUCAAAGCUUGAUGUCGGUACAACUGUUCGUGUCCCAAUACCAGAUGUCGAUAGAGCACGAGGUUCUCCGCGUAAUUUACUUGCUGUUAUUAUUUCAUGCGAAAAUGACAUGUAUAAAUUAUGUACAGAAUAUGGGGUGUUGAAACACAAAUAUACACGAGCACAAAUUUCUCCGUGUAAAGAAAAAUUUCUAGAGCUAGAUGAAGCCAUGAAAAAAAUUAAAGACAGGGAAAUAACAUUAAGAGAAGCCGCAGGACACGGAAUAGCUGGUCAUCAAGGACUUAAUCGAUGCAACUGCAAAACUGGUUGUGGUACUAAAAAAUGUGCUUGCAAUGCAGCGGAAAUGUUGUGCAGUUCAAAAUGUCAUGGAAACCAAAAUUGUCACAAUAAAUCAUUAGUAUAA